Messenger RNA from Mercenaria mercenaria, 3032 nucleotides. RefSeq names its product heat shock 70 kDa protein 12B-like. Bases 52 to 1776 code for a protein of 574 amino acids. The transcript is spliced from 5 exons. Lineage: Eukaryota; Metazoa; Mollusca; Bivalvia; Venerida; Veneridae. The record is from RefSeq and is a predicted model, not a curated record.
CUUAAACUAACUCUAAAAUAAGUUAGUUUUCCUGCUUUUAGUGACAACAGCAUGAACAUGGGAUAUUUGAUUUGUUUGUUUUUUGCGGGAUUUAUGCUGGGUUGUCCAGAUUUCACAACAGCAAGCUCACCGUAUUCACUGGUAGUAGCUUUUGAUAUUGGAACAUCGUACAGCGGCUACGCGUUUUCCUUCCGAAACGAUUCUCUGAAUAUAACUUAUGCAGACUUGGAUCACAAAUCACCGAAGACACUAAGCAGCGUCCUCCUCAAACCGGACAAAAAGUUCGAUUCUUUUGGAAUUCAAGCUGAACAUAAGUACCUAGAGCUUGCAGAGGUCAACAAAAACAAUGGGUGGCAUCUUUUUAGAGGUUUUAAGAUGGUUCUUCAAAACGACAAGAAAUUAACACGAUCAACAAAAGUAGAAGAUAUUAAUGGUGUGUCUAUGUCCGCAUUAUCGAUAUUUACUAUGUCGAUCCGCUUCUUGAAGGAUCACUUUUUGAACAAUGUUACCAAACAAGUUCCUGAUCUGGAAGAAGAUGAUAUUAGAUAUGUUCUGACAGUGCCUGCAAUCUGGGGUGACAUGGCCAAAUUGUUUAUGCGAGAAGCAGCAGUACAGGCGGGUAUAAGUAAUUCUAAUCUAAAGCUUGCCCUAGAACCCGAGGUAGCUUUUAUCGGAUGGCAGACUGUGAUGGCUGGCAAGGAAGAAGCAGCUCUUUCUAAACCUGGGACACGGUUUAUGGUUUUGGACCUUGGAGGUGGUAUUGUAGAAAGUUCUAUUCAGGAAUUACAGCAGGAUAAUGCCACUUUGAAAGAGGUACACAAAGCCAGUGGUGGACCAUGGGGAGGCAACAGUGUUAACAACAAUUUCUUGCAGUUACUGACCAAUUUGUUUAGCCGAUCCGUAAUGGAGCGUUUCAAAGAAGAACAAGUGGCCGACUUUCUACAUCUGGAGAGGGAAUUCGAGCAGAAGAAGCAACACUUAACGUCAAAAAAUGAUGGUAACAUUACUUUUAAUGGUCUAGCAUCGCUGAGUGCCAUUUAUAGGCAAGUUACAAAUACAUCUUCGAAAGAAAAUUUCUCUGAAAUGGGGCUAUCAUGUAAUUUAACUGUUAUCAAGGAGUUGUUUUCUUCCCCAUUGGGAAACAUUAUUUCCUUUGUUAAGAACAUAACUGGCGAACCGGGUAUGCAGUCUGUUAAUACUAUGAUAGUCCUUGGUGGAUUCGGAAAAAGUGUAAUAGUUAGAGAUGAACUGCAAAAACAGAUAACAGGUCUACAUAUCAUCACCCCAAAAGAUGCGGAUCAGGUUGUUCUUAACGGGGCCGUUCUGAUUGGACAUACUCCUGGUAGCAUUUCCGCUCGUGUCAUGACCUACACAUACGGUGUAAGGGUGAUGGAGAAUUUCGAUCAAAGAAAACAUCUAGAAGAUAAAAAAGUCAUGAUUGGUGACAGACAGAUGGUUGAUAUUGUAUUUAGUGUACUAGUGCGUGUUAAUGAAGAAGUCCAAGUUGGCCAGGAAAUAAAAAGAGAUUUUCUCAAUCGAUUUAACGUUCAGAAGAAAGGUCUAUUCAUGUACAAAUCAACCGAACGCGAUCUAGAUUACGUGACAGGAAAAGGAUGUUCUCUUCUCGGCGAAGUCCGUCUUGACCAAGAGGGAAACAGUUCUAACGACGAUGACACGGUUGAUGUAACAUUUGUGUUCGGAGAUACUGAACUAAGUGUGAAGGUACAUAAUGCAGGGGGGCUGACGACCAAGAAUUACAUUGCCACUUUAAACUGAACACUUUGGAAGAUAUGUGCUUGUAAAUAAAAAUGUCUUAUUUUAACUCUUGCAGAUGAAGUUCACUAACACAAAUCAUUGUUUCGUAUCAAAAAUAAAAAAAAAACAGCCACCUUAGGUCUUAUUUACCUACCUUUAUAGAACAUCACUUUCUUCUACACUUAGCAUAUUGUUUCAUGCAGAAUGCAUUCUAGCAGUGCAAAAGUUUGGUUCAAGCAUUUGUCCUGCACAUAAGUUUGCAAAAGAGCUAUUACUUUGGAUUUCUUUCUAAACCACUAAAACACACUUCUGACCGAAUAACCGACCUUAUUUCAGUAUAAUAAAAAUAUUCUGUCAACUAAGCAUUAUCAGUUGUUUCUGAUUUUUAACAGAUCUUUUGUUAUUAUUUUUAACAUGUAAGUAUUAUACUACAUAUUGUUAGCUGUCUUCGUCUUCGUUAAUUUUGCCUUUCAUUUCACAAACUACGACUAAGAUGUUUUGUCACCAUUUUAAUUCAUUUUGUGAACAUUUUAUAACCAGAUUAACUUGUGUAUAUUCAUGAAGUUAUGUUUGCUUUUUCACUUUUUGUUAACAACCUGCUCAUUGCAUGCUCAAUAUGUUAGUGUUUCUCAGUUCAUGCUGGAAUAAAAAAAAUCUAAUGAUAAAACAGUUUUAUAUUUCAUACAUCUACAAGUACAUGCACAAAUAUUCGAUGAUUACUUCACAAUCAAUCUGACUAAAGUACUUGAUCUUCUAAACGAAGAUCUGAGAAUGAUCCAUUUACAUUCGUCUUCUGUUUAUUUUUGAUUUCCGAUAUUGCUAUUUUUAUUUUCGCAAAUCUAUUUUUAUUUGAACCAAUCAGACGACUUGUUUCAACAAGCAUUUGGUUGAACCAUCAAAAUAGCGUCGAAUGUCAAAAGGUGUGACAAAUGUACAGUCAGUCCGGGGUUCGAACCCGGGACCUCUCGCUUGCACGGCGAGUACGACUGAGCUAACCGGCUGUCUGACAAAGUUCGUACCAUGACAUUUGAUUUCUCUCAAAACACGAGGGCGUAGUCGCGAUGUGGUCGUCAUAAGAAUUGAUAAUAUGAAAAACCCAGGCUAAAUAUAGAUUUUUUAAACUUCUACUUUCACAUACAAAAUGUUGUAAUUGUGAUUGGCUACAGGAAGGGUCGUCAGAACGACGCUAUCGAUAGCACGUCUUCAGAUCCUAUGUACGUAGCGUUAAUUGGAAAUGUACUUUAGUCAGAUUGAUUUCACAAUUAUAUUUGAUUAUU